AUUAUUAUUAUUUUUUUUUUUUUGAGAUUUAGUGUACUGUAUGCAUUACUAUCUGCUGUAAGAUUCAUGUUGGUUGCAUGGCCCUCUCGGUCCAAGAUUGUGCAAUUGAUGCUGUCAAAACCCAACCUAAAGGCUAUUCAGUGACUAACAGUAUCCCUAACCAAGGCAUGCUAUAGUUGUUCCUCUUAGUUUAGAUUGCUCAUUUGGUUGAUAGCAAGCAUUAUGCCCAUUAUGCACCAGCAGGAGAUCAGCUUAUCUGCUUUAUUUAGAAAAAGGAAAAAAGAGGGAAAUUUAUGGGAAAUUAUAGGAUCAUGUUCACUUUGGUAUUGGACCAUAAUCUCUCAUGCAGCUUAUUCAUGAGCAACCACCUCCACCCCCUCCCCAAAAGGAAGUAUGGGGGGAAAAAGAGAUAGGAAGCUCUCAUCCAUACAGUUAUCCUCUUUCUUUUGAUACUGUGUAUAUUGAAGUCAUGGAAAAUCUAACUCUGAUGAUAGCAUUAUAUGCCUCCGUAUCUGCAUGAAGGAAGAAGGAAAGACGGAAGAACUAACAAUAGAGAGUUGAGGGGAUAUAUCAUGGGGCUUAUUUGAAUGCAUUCAACAACUUUCUACAUUCAAAUGUGUAUUUUAUGAUAAAGUUGAUUUACUGUAUUUGUUUCCGUACAUUUGGAAACAUUUGGAGAACACAAAAUUGUGUGUGAUUAAACAGAUGGCAAAAGGUUCAGAUGUUCUGGCAGUGAAGUAUGGAGGUUGAAUUACUGGUGCUGUCCUGGCGCUAUUAUUAUUUAUGAGCUGCCAGAUUGCCUUCAGCUUCUUCUAAUGUUCACGGAAGUAACUUCCUUGGAGAAGGUUGCUAUAACAAAUGUGAGAAAAGGAGAAUGAACAGGGCUCAUAUUUGAAGCCUGAUUUAUUGGAAAACCUUGAGGUUAGAAUGCCAUGCCAUAUGGGCAUAUAGUUGUCUAAAUUUUCCCAAAGGUACUCUUUACUGACUAAGAAACUUCAUAUGGUUACCAGAAAAUUUAAAGCUGAUUGAAACAUGGUCCUAGAUUUGGCAAGGCUUCCUAAAAUUUUCAUUGCUGAUGCGAAGGUGUGACUAUUCUGGUUGGCGAUCUGGCAAUCAAGCCCAGCACACUCGGCAGAGUUCUGAGCAUGAUGGGCUUCUUGGAAGUGGUUCAUUUCCAAGGCCGUCAGCAUAUGCAUCUGGAAUAUCUGCACCUAAGGUCCGAGCAAGCAAUAACUAUCAAUCUAACAAGAGCAAUGAGCCAUAUCAUCCUCCUCGCCCUUAUAAGGCGGGACCUCACUCUCGAAGAGACACUGAUGCUUUCAAUGACGAGACUUUUGGUUCAGUUGAGUGUACGAGUGAGGAUAGAGUGGAAGAGGAAAGAAGGAGAAGAGCUUCCUUUGAGUUAAUUAGGAAAGAACAGCAGAAAGCUCUUCAAGAAAAGCAGAAGUCAAAACUGGAGAAGCAUAAAACCGAGGACAUUUCAGUACUGCUGGAAGAGAAUAAGGAGGAUAGAGCGUUUUUGGACAAAAAUAGUGAAGCAGAUGGGAUGACCACCCAACCUUUCGCAAACAGUGAUCUGGGAAAAUCUUCUUUUCCUUCACAGAAUCCACCAGCUAGACCACGUGUACCCCCUGGCUUUAAAACCACUGUUUUGGAUAAGAACUCUGGCUCAAAUUUGAGCCAUUCACGUGUGACAGAGGUUGGACAACCUGACACUGAAGAAAGCCCAUUGGAAGCCAAAGCCUAUGCUGCCCCGAAUGGUGUUCUUCAGAGUGUAGAGAGACAGAGCUUGCAGGAAAUUAGUUCAAGUUAUAAACAUGCAUCAACUCUGAAGAAGAAUGACCAAAUUGCUAAUCUUUCAGCAAAAUCAGAUAUUUCUGAUGGGAUACUUGGCAUGGAAGAUCGUUUAAAUCGGAUUACCAGUCAUUUAGAGUUCCACGAAGCCUUGGAUGAGCCUGAAAUUAUUGAAAACAGUACUCAGCCUUCGGGUAGCAAGUUUGUUGAGUCUAGCCCCAACCCUUCAACGUCAAUCUUGGAUAAGAUAUUUGGAGGUGUUGUAGCAAUUAAUGUUGGUGACUCUGAGGCUCCAAUUGUGAAUGACAAUAUUAAACUGAAUGACAUGUUGGGCUCCAAGGCUAUAGAAUCUUCGAAGUUCGCUCAGUGGUUUAUGGAAGAAGAUAGGAAGGCUCCGGAAGAUUCCUCGUUAAGUAGGCCAAACAAUUUGCUUGCCUUAAUUGUUGGCGGCGAUAAAACCAGAUCACAAGCUUUUGAUGGAAAUGUUUCAGAAUGCUUUCCAUCUGAAAAUUUCAAUCAGAGUACUGAGCCUACAAGUAAGGUCACAUUGCAUAUGCCUUCUGCACCACUUGGGGUAUCUGAGCCUAUGUAUGAGUCUAGUAAAAGGGAGGCAGCCCCGUCGAUCUUUACUUGUGAGGACCUUGAGCAUAAAAUGCUGUCAGAGUUUGGUGAAAAGAGGUCUAAUCUGCAUCCUACUUCACAAGGUUGCGGUACUAAUUGCUUAGACACUGAAGAACAACCCGUAAUUGUGGACAGCCAUGCAUCUCAACACCUCCUUUCAUUAUUACAGAAGGGGCCAGAUCAUACAAAUAUGACAGGGAAGGGCAGUACUGGCACUGAAGCCAGGAAUGGACAUGUUGAGUUUACCGUGCAUGACCGGUCUAAGGAGGAAGAUACCAGGGAUUCUCAAGCUUCAGGAAAGGCAGUUACACUUGAAACCCUUUUUGGAACUGCUUUUAUGAAGGAGCUGCAAUCUGUACAAGCUCCAGUUUCAGUUCAGAGGAGCUCAGUUGGUUCUGCACUAAUUGAUGGUUUGGAGACACGCAAGUCAUCCUUGUCUGGUUUUGAUGACGGCCUUUUUUCUUCCAUAAGUGAUGGUAUUGGACCAAAAGGAGGCGGUAAGGAUAACAGGCUCUUGCAGUUGAAUCACAGAGGUCAAACCAAGCUGGAUGAGCCUCAAACCUGGUCGGGAUAUGAAAAUUCUCAGUAUGUAGUUAAAUCAAGGCACCCGAGUGAAAUGUUUUCCAAGAGUGAGGCUGUUGAAUAUCACCUGCCUGCAGAAAACUUAAUUAGUGCUCGUGAUCAUUUGAGUCCCCAGGUCUCAAUGGUUAUGCCUGCAGGAAUUUUGAGUAAAGGAGACUUGGCAACUGGUAGUGGCGCUGGCGGUGAUGGAAGGUCUUUGAUGAAUGAAGGUCUGCCCUUCUCACGUGUUUCCUACGAUCAGAUGGAGUCUGAAAUGCCAUUGCAUCAUAUUCGUGCUCAACCAUCAACUUCGCAAUUUCAUCCCUUGCAGAUGAGUCAAGGGAAGCCAUUAUUUCAUCCUAUGGAUUCUGGUCCUGCUCAUUUAAAUCCUCAGAUUUUCAAUGGUCCAGAAAGCAUGGCUCUGCAUGAAGCUCCUGGUCGUCAGUUUGCUGGAAAUAUGAUGCGACCUCCAUUUCACCACCCUAAUGGUGGACUGACAGGGUUUGGUCUCCCUGUUCACCAUCCUAUGCUGCAGCAGAUGCAAAUGGCUGGAAAUAGCCCUCCUCGUCUGCUACAUGACCGUCUAAGGGGUGCACAGGUUCCUUCACAUCUCAGUAAUCAAGGAGCUAGCAUUAUGCAGGAAGUUAACAGAAUUCAAGCAUUCCCUUUUGCGCCACACCAAGUCAACAUUAGUGGCCAAACUGUGCAAAUGCCAGCUCCAGAUAUCAACACCAGAAACAUUCACCCCGAGGCCAUGCAAAGGCUUGUUGAGAGGCAACUUGGGGCUUCUAAGCAGAUCCACCCUUUUGCCGCUGGCAAUGUCCAGGGGAUGCACGGCCACGAGCUUGACAUGGGUUUGCGAUAUAGAUAGUUGAUCAUGGAAACUCCUGUUCAUUGCAGCGUUCUGCAACUGGGUACAGUGGUGUUUUUUUUGUUUUUAAUUGGUGAUAACUGAGAAUCCACUGUUUACAGCUUCGAAACUCGUUGGAUAAUGGGUCGGCUCCCCUACCCCUUCUCCACUUAAAUUCCAUAACUUUUUUUCCCAACAAGGAUCGGACCUGUGAGGUGUGCCUGCCACACAUCCCGUGAUGUACUACCUAUACCACUGCACCAACGCCCUUGGGCGCAACUGGGUACCAUGUUCGCCUUUCACUUUUUUUUGGUUGAGGGCUUGGUAUAAACUCCUGGGAAGUGGUGUAAUUUUAGAUUUUAUUUUCUUUUACUUGGUAUGUUUCUCAUCUUGGCAACAGGUUAAUAGUGGACGAGAAAGGGGCUCUGUAUCAACGUUUCUGAUUCUUGUGCAUGCAUGGUUGUGCGAAUUCUCACCAGUUAAUGGGGGACCUGUUCACCUUACAGAUCCUGUGUAUAACGCGAAUUGGACUAUCCUUAUUUCUGAUAUCGUACCAACUGUUAUUCCAAAAUA
Molecule: messenger RNA, 4399 nt
Organism: Nicotiana tabacum (common tobacco)
Lineage: Eukaryota; Viridiplantae; Streptophyta; Magnoliopsida; Solanales; Solanaceae
Source: RefSeq, a predicted model, not a curated record